GCACGUAUUGAGGAGCUGGAGGAGGAGCUGGAAGCGGAGCGUGCAGCACGUGCCCGGGUGGAGAAGCAACGUUCGGAGGUGUCGCGGGAGCUGGAGGAAAUCAGCGAGCGUCUGGAGGAGGCGGGGGGGGCCACGUCGGCCCAGGUGGAGAUGAACAAGAAGCGGGAGGCGGAGUUCAUCAAGCUGCGGCGAGACCUGGAGGAGGCCACGCUCCACCACGAGUCCACAUCCGCCGCCAUGCGCAAGAAGCACGCGGACUCUGCCGCCGAGCUGGGCGAACAGAUGGACAACCUGCAGCGGGUCAAACAGAAGCUGGAGAAGGAGAAGAGUGAACUCAAGCUGGAACUCGAUGAUGUCAGCUCCAACAUGGAGCAGGUGGUGCGGGCCAAGGUUAACCUGGAGAAGCUGUCUCGGUCUCUGGAGGACCAGGUCAAUGAGUAUCGCACCCGAGCAGAGGAGGGGCAGCGCUCGCUGAGUGAUGUGUCCACGCCUCGGCCAAGCUGCAGACCGAGAACGCUACAGAGGCAGUUGGAGGAGAAGGAAGCGUUGGUGUCGCAGCUGAGUCGCGGCAAACUGUCGCACAGCCAGCAGAUCGAGGACCUGAAGCGGCAACUGGAGGAGGAGGCUAAGAAUGCGUUGGCACACACCGUGCAGUCGGCUCGGCACGAUGGCGAGCUGCUGCGGGAACAAUACGAGGAGGAGCUGGAGGCCAAGGCGGAGCUGCAGCGGAUGCUGAGCAAGGCCAACGCUGAGGUGGCCGGAUGGAGGACCAAGUAUGAGACGGACGCUAUCCAGCGCACAGAGGAGCUGGAGGAGGCCAAGAAGAAGCUGGCCCAGCGGCUACAGGAGGGGGGAAGAAGGCUGGCCCCAGCGCUGCAAGAGGCGGAGGAGCAAGUGGAGGCGGUGAAUGCCAAGUGUUCAUCGCUGGAGAAGACCAAACACCGGCUGCAGAACGAGAUCGAGGAUCUGAUGAUCGACGUCGAGCGUUCCAACGCUGCCGCCGCCAUGCUGGACAAGAAGCAGCGCAACUUCGACAAGCUGUUGGCGGAGUGGAAGCAGAAGUUUGAGGAGUGUCAGACUGAUUUGGAGGCUUCACAGAAGGAAUCUCGCUCUCUCAGCACCGAGCUCUUCAAGCUGAAGAAUGCCUACGAAGAGGCACUCGACAACCUGGAGACGCUCAAGAGGGAGAACAAGAUCCUACAGGAGGAGAUCUCGGACCUGACGGAGCAGUUGGGGGAACGGGGGAAGACGGUUCACGAGUUGGAGAAAGUACGUAAACAGCUGGACCAGGAGAAGCAGGACCUGCAGGCAGCACUGGAGGAGGCAGAGGCCACACUGGAGCACGAGGAGGGCAAGAUCCUGCGGGCACAGCUGGAGUUCGGGCAGAUGAAGGCGGAGAUGGAACGGCGUUUGUCGGAGCGGGAGGAGGAGAUGGAACAGGCCAAGAGGAACCAGCAGCGAGUGGUGGAGUCGCUACAGAGCUCCCUGGAGGCCGAGACCCGCAGCCGCAACGAGGCGCUCAGGAUCAAGAAGAAGAUGGAGGGUGACCUGAACGAGAUGGAGAUGCAGCUGAACCUGGCCAAUCGACAAGCGGCCGAGGCCCAGAAACAGGGCAAGAUCCUGCAGGCAGCACUCAAGGAGGUGCAGCUGCAGUUGGACGAGGCUGGCCGACAGGCGGAGGAGCUGCGUGAGACUGCGGCGCUGGCCGAGCGGAGAGGGGGGCUGCUGGCGGCCGAGGUGGACGAGCUGCGGGCUGCGCUGGAGCAGGCGGAGCGAGGGCGCAGGCUGGCCGAGACUGAGCUGCUGGAGAGCAGCGAGAGGGUGCAGCUGCUGCACUCGCAGAACACCAGCCUGAUCAACCAGAAGAAGAAGCUGGAGGUGGACAUGGGGCAGCUCCAGGCUGAGGUGGAGGACGCUCUACAGGAGAGUCGCAACGCUGACGAGAAGGCCAAGAAAGCCGUGACCGACGCUGCCAUGAUGGCGGAGGAGCUGAAGAAGGGAGCAAGACACGAGCUCCCACCUGGAGCGGAUGAAGAAGAACAUGGAGCAGACCAUCAAGGAUCUGCAACAUCGACUGGACGAGGCCGAACAAAUCGCCAUGAAGGGCGGCAAGAAACAGAUCCAGAAGCUGGAGGCCCGGGGACCGAGAAGAACAACAUCCGUCUGCAGGACCUGGUGGACAAACUCCAGCUGAAGGUCAAAUCCUACAAGAGGUCGGCAGAGGAAGCGGAGGAGCAGUCAAACACCAACCUGGUGAAGUUCCGGAAGCUUCAGCACGAGCUGGACGAGGCGGAGGAGCGGGCCGACAUCGCCGAGAGUCAGGUCAACAAACUCCGCGUCAAGACCCGCGAGGUGGGAGCGAAGGUACUCGCCGACCCCCGACCUCUGACCUUGACGCCGACCCCGGACCCCUGA
Leucoraja erinaceus (little skate) is the source of this 2415-nucleotide messenger RNA. RefSeq names its product myosin-6-like. The transcript has 14 exons. The record is from RefSeq and is a predicted model, not a curated record. Lineage: Eukaryota; Metazoa; Chordata; Chondrichthyes; Rajiformes; Rajidae. The annotation marks the transcript as partial. Gene Ontology annotation, cellular component: myosin complex.